AUGUGGCCAUCCACGCUUCUAGAUCCGAAGAAGAGAGGCGCUCAAAAGACUCGUCUCUAUGUGAGCGAGCUACCUUUAUGCGAUUACGAAGCUCCCAUUGAGGACGCAUACCAGCGGGCCAUCCCGAGCAGCAUGCUUGUGUCACUCAAGCUGGUUCAUCCGAGCACGCUCCUGGUCACCAACUUAAAGCCCCUAAAGAAUCUACUCUUGAAGAGCUCCCGAUUGGAAACUCUUCAGUAUGAGGAUCGAGGACAGGGCACUCAAUUCGUCUUCCAGAGCCCUGAUGAGCGCAUGCCAGCGCUCAUUGAUCUAUCUCUCACAUCAUACGAUUGGCAGCAUAGUGCAGAAGAUGUGAAGCAACAUUGGGAUUUUUCCAGGUUAAGAACUUUGGGUUUAAUCUCUGUUCCAAUCUUCAAUUUUCUCAGCACCGUCUCAUUCCAAGACCUAAGGGGCCUCCGAGAGCUACGAGUUGAUGAUUGGAGCAGCCAUAUGCCGGAUCGUCGUUUGGAGGCGACGCAAAUGCUCUCCCAGUUGAUUGGAAACCAUAUCUACGCCUUGGAUACCCUCGAGAUAACCUGCCACAUGAAAUAUUUUGACCUCCAAUCGCUCCGGGGGCACGCUAAGUCACUACAGAGACUAAAGCUAAGGGAUCACGUCGGGUUUCGCGAUGAAGAUCGUACUUGUCCAACUCUGCAAGCUUCUGACAUCUGCGCCCUUGCGCAAACUCUUCCUUUCCUACAUUCCCUUGAAAUCGACUUAGAUGUCGCCAAUUGCCCAUCCGACCCUUUUCUGGAGGCCGUCUCCCAAUUCAGUCGAUUACAAACCUUGACUCUCCACGUCCAGACAGUGAUAUGUCCCAUGGACUACAACCCGGAGGGCGUGGAUCUCGAUGCGAAGGAGGCUAUGCGCGUGUUUCUCAAUCUGACCAGAUCACGAGCAAAAAGGGAUCCGACUCGGCCAUGGAAACAGAUCAUCAUCAACGUAGGAGGAUGGCAGCCGGUCAUGGUUCGACGUCUCGGCCCCACGUGGAGAAUGCUUAAUGAGCAGGGCAUCACGGCCGAGAGAAAGUUCGUUGCGUUGAGAAAUGGAAAUCGAUACGAGGUGGUGGACGCGAGCACGCCAGAGAGCCAUGUCUGCCUCGGUGGGUUGGUAUAA
This is a messenger RNA of Clonostachys solani, 1155 nucleotides long. The record is from the annotation of a GenBank genome assembly. Lineage: Eukaryota; Fungi; Ascomycota; Sordariomycetes; Hypocreales; Bionectriaceae.